GAAUGAAGGAUUUGUAUGAACUUUUCCCAUGGCGACAGUGAGAAUUAGCCUAUAAUAAGGAUAUGGACCACGGCACAAAAGCACUGGACUUACCAAAGUGGUUGACAACGCAGAAAAAAACAUUUCUUUCUGUUGCCAAGAGAAGGAGGAAUUCAGUGGACAUGUGUUCAACCACACAAGAGCCAACAUGACAUGAUUGAAAGGAAUAUUAUUUUCUUAGAACUGUCUGUGUCUCCUCCCUCAUACGCUUCCUCCUCUUCAGCACAUUAUAUUUGUAUUCACACCAAUACAUUAAUUAUGCGGAUAUGGGAUUACUCAACCAUUGCCUUGAAUAGAGCGAGACGCCUCCUGUGAGCAGCACACACUGUCAACACUGUCAGUGCCCUGAAGUCCUGAACCUGCCUCACGUUCGCUCUUGGUUGUAAGCGUGUACACACAUCUGAAUGGCGAGUAAAUCCUGGCCAACACUAAUGCUGCUCUUAAUAACCUGUCCCGAGAGCACGCAUUGCAAUGGACCUACAGUGGAUCCUCCUGAGGACCUUGUGAUAUUGGACCCUGGUCAUUUUGGACAUCUCCAGAUUAGAUGGUGCCCCCCAGCCAGCUUGGUGAAUAUGACAGACUGCUCAAAACGUUAUCAGCUGGAGUACUUCGACACAUACAGGAACAGCUGGGAUGCUAUCAGGAUGUCUAGGACGGAGCACAGUGCCCAGUUUGAUCUGAUGAAAGAUGUGAGAGUGAGAGUGUACACCUUGCUGAGUGGACCCUGCACCAACGGCACUAUGAUCAAGAGCACAAGCUACACUGAACUGGUCCAGAAACCUUCCAGCACAGGUGUUGUGGGGACUGCAGUCCAGGAUUUUGUCUGUGUGUACCAUAACAGGCAGUACCUGGAGUGCAAUUGGAGGGCAAACCCAAAGAUGCCUGCCAACUCACGGCAAAAUCUGUAUUUCUGGCACAAGGGGCUGGAACAGGCAGAUGAAUGCCCAAAAUAUCUUAUCUCGGGCGGAACCAGGAGCGGCUGCAACUUCACUAAAAAAUCCCUCCCGGAGUUCACCGAUAUCAACUUCUGUGUAAAUGGCUCCUCUCCUGAAGGCCCCCUGGAAACUACAUUCAUCUCCUUGGAAAUCCAAAACCACGUGAAGCCUGAAACCACAGAGAAGGUGCAUCUGCAAUCCGGUCCAGGCAAGCACCUGCAACUACACUGGGAAAGCCCAGUUGGGAGCAUUCCUGAACAAUGUCUAGAAUGGGAGGUGGAACACAAACAAGAGGGACCUGAUGGGAAAACUUCUUCGCAGCUGAUUUCAACGAGGCAGAGGAACCUAACGCUGCCCUCCAACCAUGACAAUCAGAAAAACUGCUUCAAGGUUCGGUCCAAGUUGGACAAGUAUUGUGCAGACAACAGCUUUUGGAGCAAAUGGAGUCGUCCGACAUGCCACCCAGAGAAGAAAGAAGUGGCACCUGAACCAGGAUGGGACAUGGUACCUAUCUAUGUAUAUGUAGCUCUUGCCAUCAUCGCCAUACUGGUGCUGUUGCUGUGUGUGGGGGCAAUGAAGAUCUCGAGACAAGGGAAGAAGCCGAACUCUCUGCUCACCACCCUUGCCAGAAAUUCAGUGCUCACAGCGGCGGAGGCCUAA
Messenger RNA from Anarrhichthys ocellatus (wolf-eel), 1634 nucleotides. RefSeq names its product interleukin 13 receptor, alpha 2 (gene il13ra2). Gene Ontology annotation, molecular function: protein binding; cytokine receptor activity. Lineage: Eukaryota; Metazoa; Chordata; Actinopteri; Perciformes; Anarhichadidae. Gene Ontology annotation, cellular component: external side of plasma membrane. Gene Ontology annotation, biological process: cytokine-mediated signaling pathway. The record is from RefSeq and is a predicted model, not a curated record.